GAGGCAGUCUUAGGAGGCUAAAAAUGAGAUGGAUUUUUUUCAUUCCACAGUGCACUGGCAUCAACAACAGCAAAAAGGAAAGCAGGAAGAUCUUGCUUGCUAGCAACAGCCAUGGCUAGCAGCCCAUCAGCUGAAGUUAGCCAGAGUUGUCAUGGGUGCUUGUAAAUGUGGGCAUAGGUUCCUUUUCAACAGUGAGCAAUUCACAGAGCUUUAGUAACACAGUUGGACAAAUAUGAACGUGUCACUUUUGUUUCUUUCAUUGUUAGUCAGUGUGUUAAGCUAUUUUUUUUAUUCUUCCAUAGAAGCCUAAAGUGUGCUCAGGAAGGCAUUGAGCCAUCAAAUAGAUGCAGUCCCCACCCCCUUUUCAUCUUUUGCCAUUACCAAUUUGUAUUAUCAUGCAGGUAGCCAGGAGUUCAAACCCUUAUUUUGACUUCUCUUUGUUACAGCUACUUUUAAAUUUGGAAAAUUGUAACUUACAAAAGAACAUAAUAGCUGUGUAAUUGCAGUCUUCCUCGAGUCCUAACAAAGUAUUUCUUCUGGGGAGUAAGGGAGAUUAUGAUCUAAUACCACAUUGCAUCUACUUCAAUCUUAAGUGCAUAGUUCCAGAUAAAUUUAGGGAUAUUAGAUCUAGUUUGGUGACAGGCAAAGUAUCUUGCAUUUGUUUUGAGGUAGUGCAGUCAUCUCUAUCUGGCAGCAAGGGAAUUAAGGAAAAGCAUAAUGACGAGAGUUGUCUCCUGGGUGCAGGUUGUACGCUUAACUCCAUGUGACUUAGCUGUUUUAUUACUUGCUGAAGGAAAAUGAAUCAGAUCAGUUGUUAUCCAAUGCUCAAAUGAAAAAUACCAUUUUUAGUGAAGCUGAGCUGUUCGGUUUUUUUUUUUUUUUUACUUAAAAACAGUGUUUAAAAUACAUUUGAUUUGAUAGGUUCUGUCGGAAGUCUUAGUCGAAGAACGACUUAUUAAUUUUCCUAUUCAUUUAAUGUACCCCAAAUGACAGUUGUAUUUAACAUUCUUUAAAGAAUAAUCUUCUAAAGUUUAACAAAACCAAACAAUGAAUCUAGGAUGGAAGAAAGCAGGAUUUUGUUUUAGGAAGCAGACCCUUUGGAGAGAGGAGUUAGUGUGGCAUCAAGACUGCCAGCCUUGGUCUUCUCCUGCUGUACUGGAGGCCUUUAGUUCUUAUAAUACAGUGUGGAAUGAGGGGUGUUCCAUCUGAGUUGGUAGAAUUUUUCAGUACUAAAAAUGUCUUUAGCUGCCAGAACUUAACAGCUAACGUUACCUGUCUGUUGCUGUUCCCCAAAAUUAAAACUAUCUUGCAAUAAGGGUCAUUUAAAAAUAACAUCUACGUGACUAACUUGUUCUUUGAGGCAGGUUUCAGUGACAGGUGAUUGCUCUGUGGUUGAGUUUGGUGGUGUGAUUGACUAUUCUGUGUGCACUAUUAACGUUAGUGGAAGUUAUUUUGAGGGAUUCAUGUAUUCUAAGUAAAUAUCACUGGAUUUUUGGUUUUGUUGUAGAAAAUGAUGUGCUGUGGAGAACCUAUGAGUUGGUCAGUUCUUUCUCUACUGACUGGUAGACGUGUUAGAAAGAGGUUUGGUUUUUUGGUUUUAAAGUAGUUAACCUUCAAGGUGAAGAGCAGGCAGUGUAUUUUCUAGGCAGUUUUGGAGAGAGAGGAUAGCAGGCUUUUAAAUAAUUUUAAAAUGAUCAUAGAAUCUCAUAGAAUCAUAGAACCUCAAGGUUGGAAAGGACCUAUAAGAUCAUCUAGUCCAACCAUCAACGAUGUGACUGUAAUGACUUGAUAGGUGUGUGUUUCACACCUAUGUGGUGUGCCAGUCUUAUAAAUAAGAUAUUUUUCAAGUUGGAUUUUAGCGUAGCUGGUUCCUCUGUAGAGUUCUGAGAUGUCUCUGAAGAGUGAAUACCCAAUACGGGUUUAAAAUUGCAUAAAAGAUAAUGUUCAAGUGCAUUCAUAGUAAGGCUGUCAGGGAGCCUUAAACUUUAUAUGAUGGUGUGGUCAUGAGAAUUUGACAUGAAAAGCUGAACGCACAAAACCAAAUGUUAACUUUAAGAUGUGAUCAAAGACUGUAUAGUUUGUUUUAAUCCUUCAGAUUAGCUACCACACAUUUUAUUUAAUUUGCAGCCUUAGUGAUGGCCUAACAGAAGAUGUUACUUUAGUAAGCAUUGGCUUUGCUGUGGAACCUUUCUGCAUGUUUUACUAUCUCUUUGGUUACACAAAUAAAUAUUUAACUGCACUAGAGUUACCGCGGUAUCUGUAUGUGGAUUAUAACAUAUUCUUUGUGAAAUAGAGUACACAGCUCUGCUGCUUUCUGGGUACCAGUUGAAGUUGCAAGACCUCCUGUAGUCACUCCCUGAGAGUCUGUCAACAGAUAGGAGCCAUUACGAGCAUGUUCGGCAUGGACAGUAUUGGACCAUGAUUCUGGAUUUCGUGUUCCUGUAUGGCUAUCUAAUGCCCUUGUCUGUGCUUUCUCUAAACUCACAUUGGAGAGGAAUGUGGAAAACAUGCUAAAAUAACUCACAGCCGUGGUUCUUGCUUAAGAGAAAUUGGACCUCAAAUGCUUCAUAGAAAGUUGCUGUGCAAUUCCGUCAGUCUCUUAAGAAAACCUUUUAUCUGCAGUUGUUUGAGAAAAGGGCGGACAAGUGGUCAUUGUAUCACACCCAGCACUGACGGAGGGUCAGCAGCAGGUGCUUAGACAAGACUAUGAGAAGUGCUGCACAGGUAUUACCACACACUUGCUUACCAUUGUGUCUUUCAGUGUUUUUCGUGGCCUAUGAACUCCAGAAUUAGAAGUGGCAUCUUUGAAGUUUUUCAUGAAUUUUCUUCCCUUCGUUUUCCAAGCUCCAUGAACUUUAAGCUUAAUUAUGCAUUUUGUGGGGUUUUUUUUGUUUUGUUUUGCUUUGCUUUGAAGCUGCCCUUUUAUGCUUUUCUGAAUGCCUCCUCAUCUUAGAACAAGAAAGCAUUGUUUUAUAUUUAACUUUCCUACGUCACUCAUGGUCAUGUGGAAAUCUGUCCUCUUGUGCUUUCAUCCACCUUUUUCCUGUGUCUGUUGAGGUGUUCCUCAAACAGAAACUGGGCUAUGUCUGUCCUAUGUUGCUGUUUACUGUACUUCUGGAUCUGUUUGGGUAGAAGAUAACCAACCAGAAGUGCAUGUGGAAGUGGCUUUGUGUAGGAUGUGUGAUGGAAUUAUUUUGUGUUUGUUUUCUCUUUAAUUUUUGCUCUGUGUGUCUUUUCUAAUGGUCUGCGUCGUUCCUUUUUUCUUUUCAGCUCAGUGCCAAAAAGCUGUUACUGCCAUAGGCAAUUUUGUUGUAACUCAGAGUUCUUAUCCUGGGGUGCAAAUAGCUCCAGAUCUGCUGCUGUGUAUCUGAAUUUCAGAUUCAGUAUCUGUGGACUGUUUUGCCCUUCAUUCAUCCCUCAGAAAGGUGAACAUCCUCAGCUUUGCUCAGAAGGAGAUUAAAGGAGUUGGUGUCAGGAGGCACUGCUGCUGCGCUGUAAGAAAGGAUGGGUUGGCUAAAAGUACUUCAUCUUUGCACUUUUCUUCCCCAUCCAUUUUAUUUCUGGAUUUUUAAGAAAAAGUGAUACUGGGAAAUGGAACUGUUGACUAGGAAUAAACCAAACAAAGUGAAAUGAAUGAAAGAAGAACAGUGCUAAUCUGGUAUUUUUUUUAUUGGUGAUAUUUUUCUCUCUGAAUGUUUACUUGUUUACUUCUUUCUAUCUAGCCUGCAUGUUCCUCAAACAAAAUUCCAGCAAGUGCAUGUCUGUCAAGUGUUUUACAGCUGUGGGGCUCAUGCAGUAACAUUCAGAGUGUGUGGCAGAAGAACUAUGAAACUAUAUCUAAAUUGCAUCACAGUUAAAUAGCUAUUGAGAAUACACUUUAAGCUUAGCUAGUGCUUUCUGUCUUUAUACAGUCUGCAUAGGUUCAGCAUUUCUGUUGUGAGAAACGGAAGCAAAGCUUGUGCUUAUUUUGCCCUCUUUGCUGGUAGGUUACUGUCUAUGCCAUUUCUUGCUCUCUUUCAUCAGUAGAAUUUGGUGUGUCCUGUGUGAUCACUUCCACAUGAGGCUUUCUGGACAGCUUUGGCAAAGUGAGCCCUAAGUUCCAUCAGAAGCCCCAACAGGGCUGUCUCCAAUGUGCAUUCCUCAGGCGUGCCCUGUGCUGGUGGGCAGCUGGGGACCAUACUUAUGCCUUCUGGUGUAAAGCAUGUCUCCCUGAACUUGGAUCGCUUGGGAAGUACAAAAGGAUACUGUUCAAAUAUAAUACUGCACUUAUUUGUCCAGUCUAACAGCUUUCUCAUGUGUUUGUCUCACAGCAAGCAGAAUACGUGAUUUCUUGCUUAGCUUCCUUGUUGUGUUAAAACUAAAAUAGUAUCAUGUCCACUCCCUGGCCUUCCAUCCUGAUUGCUGUCUCAUGCAAGGCAAUGUAAACACCUCAUUGAAACAUGACUCAUUUUGAUGAUUGCAGAUGAUUAUUUUUGAAAAGCAAAUAGUUGUGACAUCCCUAAACCAAGCUUACAGAGGCAAUAACUUAGAUCGCUGGUUAAAGUCUUCUAAGUCUUCUGUCUCUCGUACCCAGUCUUGCUGUAACUGGAGGACAGAUGGGUGGGAGACUUUGAUAAAAUCUGGCGUGAACACUGUGAGGAUGAGGAAACUCUGUGUGAAUAUGCUGUGGCAAUGAAAAACCUUGCAGAUAAUCACUGGGCAAAAACUUGUGAAGGGGAAGGCCGAAUUGAAUGGUGUUGCAGUGUAUGCCGGGAAUAUUUUCAGAAUGGAGGGAAAAGAAAAGCACUUGAGAAAGAUGAAAAGAGAGCACUUCUUGCUUCUAAGAGCACUCCAGCCUUAAAUGCUUCCCAGCCUCCCAAGAUCGAAGACCCCUUACCAAACUUUGGCUUGACAAAUCAUGAAGCUAUAACAGAAGAAUUGCUUCACUCCUUGGGAAAAAUCAGAUUGCUUGAUGUUGGUAGCUGCUUUAAUCCAUUUCUGAAGUUUGAAGAAUUUCUGACAGUUGGCAUAGAUAUUGUUCCAGCUGUUGAGAGCGUAUACAAAUGUGACUUCUUAAAUCUUCAAAUUCAGCAACCUCUUCAGCUGGCACAAGAUGCUAUAGAUGCCUUUCUUAAGCAACUGAAAAAUCCCAUUGAUUCUCUACCUGGAGAACUAUUCCACGUUGUCGUUUUUUCACUCCUCCUCUCUUAUUUUCCAUCACCCUAUCAGCGGUGGAUAUGCUGCAAGAAGGCACACGAACUUCUCGUAUUAAAUGGCUUAUUGCUUGUAAUAACUCCUGAUUCAUCUCAUCAGAAUCGUCGGGCUAUGAUGAUGAAAAGCUGGAAAAUUGCCAUAGAAUCCUUGGGUUUUAAACGCUUUAAGUAUUCCAAGUUUUCUCAUAUGCACCUGAUGGCUUUUAGGAAAACUUCCCUGCAAACAACAAGUGACUUAGUUAGCAGGAACUACCCUGGAAUGUUGUAUAUCCCACAGGAUUUCAACAGUAUAGAGGAUGAGGAGUAUUCCAACACUUCCUGCUACAUUCGAUCAGACAUGGAAGACGAACAGCUAGCUUACGGUUUUAUGGAGCUGCCUGAUGCUCCUUAUGACUCAGACUCUGGAGAAAGCCAGUCUAGUUCAAUUCCUUUUUAUGAGCUCGAAGAUCCUGUAUUGCUUCUAAGUUAAUGUAGCAGUUGACGUGCUAAGUCAAACCUCUUGCUUAACUAAUUUUGCUAUACUAACAUGGGCUCAACACACAACAGUGGUUUGCAUAAAGAAAAUGCAAAGGUUUACAGAGUUUGCUAUUUUUUUCUACUUUUGAAUUUUAAAAUAUAUUCUUGUAUGAGAGUGGAAAAAAAAAAAGUUUUAUGCAAGUGACUUUUGUCAUAGCAUAAAUUGCUGUUACUUUCUUUAGAAUAUCUAUCACUAAUUUUCUUCCAGAAAGGUACCAUUCUUUUCUUUAGUGCUGUGAAGUGUGAAUUCUAUUUAAUUUGCUAAAUGUUUCAAUAUUUUAACUCUUAAUGUGAUUGAGCUUAAGGCACUGGAGUUGGUUGGCUUCUGAGAAGUAAACGUAGGAAGAACUAAUUUGCACUUUAAUUAAAUGUGCAGAUAGGUUAAGACACUCGGUUACACACGUCCCUACUUAAUUACAGAACAAAACUUAUUUCCAAGAUUUGUUUCACUCUGGUUAAGCCUGGGCUGGAGAAACUGUAAUGCACAUUUGAUUUUACUUUCAUUGCUGCCCUCUUGAGAUAACACCAAAACACUUGAAUAGGUUAAUCCAAAGUUACACGUGCUGUGUAAUUUCAUUGCAUAAAUAGCAGAUAGAUGUGAGAUUCCUGAAUAGGUUACCCUGCACAAACAGAGGAGUAUGGUACGUCUAGAAGAUUGUUUCACCUCAAAGCUGGAACAUGAUUUUGCAAUUAUAUGUGUACAAGCACUAACAUAUAACAGUAUUUCCCUGGCAAUAGUGUUUUGUAUUCUUUUCAAACUGUUCUGGGGUUGUAUUUUUUGAUGUUGGGUUUUUUGGGGUGGGUGGGGAGGGGCAGGGUGGUUUUUUUUCUGUCAUGUUUUAAAGUAAAUUAUUUAUGUGUUUUAAAAACAACUUUUCCUUUAACUUGAGAAGCCUGCAAUUAAGGACAAUUGUGUGGUAACUACAGACCAAUUUUUGUUAAAAGGAACAUAAUUACACAAGUUUUUCAAGGCAUACCUACAUUUGCACAGUCAUAUUCAGACCACAAAAGUGAAGUUAACGUACGCUGUUCUGUUGGCUUAUUUGGACCUUAAUCUGUUUAGUUGAAUAAAAACUCUGUAGCUAUCUGAAAACUGAUCUGCACUGUAAGAAGGUGGAACAAGCAUUUUAUGUUUAUGAAGUUUUUUAACUUGUAUAAUAAAUUUGUAAGUGUUUUGCAGGAAAAAAAGAAAUUCUUUUCAGCAUUAAUAAUAGAGGAACCAGUAUUAGUUUAGCUUAGAUUGCCCUAAUGACCAGAAUUCAUGAAUUUAAAUGUUAGGCUUUUAAAUUGCUAUGUAAGUGCCUAUGACAAAUGAUUUGAAGUAGGUGCCGCAUCAUGGAUUUAAUACUGACUGCAGCGACAUGACAGAAAAUACUAAUAUGUAGUUUCAUAGGUGACUGCUGAAAUACACCUUACACCGUAUUAAUCUACCAUGCUGUAUUCAUCAUCCAGGAGUUACCAGACAAACUGAAGUAUGAGAGUGAUUUUUACAGUGGUUGCUGCAAAAAUGAAACUUCUCCUUUCUAUUGAAAUUUUGCACUUGAAGUGUCAGUUUGACCUGUUUGCUUUUUUUUCCUCUACAGUUUCCUACAGAAAGUCAUACUGCACUGGUCCUACUUACACUCAGAUGUGAACUGGACUGUAAUGCUUUAUUCUUUAACAUAAGCUUUCUCUCUCUUCUCAUAAAGUGUCCCCUAAUAUUUGAUUCAAAUUUGUUAAUCAGUCUGAACGAUACGGUUAUAUACAAACCAAACAGCUAUACUGCUCGUGUAAUGUCUUAUGGGAAGUACUCAUCUAAUGAAAUACACCGUGGGUUCAAAAUCAGAUGUAACUCAGUGUUAUCAUCUAAUGCUUUACAACAUCACUUUAACUGAAGUAGUCCACCAGUUAGUCAGAACCUCUCUUUUUUCACUGACUCCAGCAAUAGUCAUGUUAAAGCUUAAAAUAUUGGUGCUCUGAAUUCAGCUGUUCUAAAAAAAAGAAAACCAACUAAUCUGCACCUACUUCAAAGCGUACCGAGCGUUUUGUCAUUCUGAUUUAAAAAGUAACGUGUACCAGCUAACAGAAAUGUUGACAUUGGUCGGUGUAAAUUGGUUUGUGAUUCAUACAGUUAAGCUGUUCAGACCAGGACGUAUCCUUUAAAAAGUUGAAAAUAUUAACACUGAAAAUUUAGGCCUUCGUGGCAGCUUGGUGACACCACUGUAUUCGUGGUUUAGGGACCGAAGUUUCAUAACAGCUUGGUUUUCUUGCUGCUUAUUCUAAAUACCUUAAGUGUUCUUUUUUUAUUAUUUAAUUUUUUUUUCUUUAAUGUAAGGGACAGUGGAUUGUUGUGAAGGAGGAAAGUUGGAUUUGUGUAAAUACUUACAACUCCCUGAACAAAAUUGAUGGCGUUGGGAGUUUUUGGCUAUUUAGCUUUGGUGCAAAGAGAAUGUUUCUAAGUUAUGAAAUGUCUGAAAAUUCUGACUGGGCAGGAGAUGACGAACAUCUCUUGUUCUUAAGGUGCUGGCAAGGAAAAGAGAAAAAAUGUAUUUGCAUUUCUGUUGUCUUCAUGUCACUACCUUUUGUGAACAAAGCACAUUUAUUAAAAAAAAAAAAAACACUGAAAA
Gallus gallus (chicken) is the source of this 8314-nucleotide messenger RNA. RefSeq names its product base methyltransferase of 25S rRNA 2 homolog (gene BMT2). Bases 4672 to 5661 code for a protein of 329 amino acids. Gene Ontology annotation, biological process: negative regulation of TORC1 signaling. Gene Ontology annotation, molecular function: S-adenosylmethionine-dependent methyltransferase activity. The record is from RefSeq and is a predicted model, not a curated record. NCBI's taxonomy places the organism in Eukaryota, Metazoa, Chordata, Aves, Galliformes, Phasianidae. The transcript is spliced from 5 exons.